AUGCCACUCACCGACGAAGACGCAGCCGUGCAGGCGAUCGCAGCCCUCGAUCCCUUGUCGAAUGAGCAGGAGGAAGCCAAGUUGAAGAUCGACAGCAUCCUGACAUCUGAGACUCCUUUCGUCGACAUCCACGAGCUCUUCUCGCUCCACGACAUUAUCUACUUUCGCAGCCUGUUAGGGCCAAGAGUCGAAGUAUCCUGGUCCCCUCGCCUGACCUUAUGCGCCGGCAUCUGCGAGCUCAUCCGCGAUCCGCAGAACGGCAACAAGUUCACGCGGAUCCGUCUGAAGCUCUCUGAACCUUUGCUCAAAUAUCGGCCGAGGAGUGAUGUGAUCAAUACGCUGCUCCACGAAGCAAUUCACGCCUACUUCUUCAUCACGACUUCUUGGCGCCACAGCCGUGGAGAGGAUGGUACAGGUCACGGCGCUGGGUUCUUACUCUUCGCGGACGCCAUCAAUAAUCACCGUGGAUAUGAUAUCAGCGUCUAUCAUACGUUCCAUGAUGAGGUCGACUCGUAUCGCACGCAUGUCUGGCAAUGCGAUGGGCCUUGUAAGCUACAAGCUCCCUUCUUUGGAGUGGUUAAGCGAGCUAUGAAUCGCGCGCCGGGGAAGGGUGAUGUGUGGUGGAAGAAGCAUGAAGAGGAAUGCGGAGGGACGUUUGUCAAAGUUGCGGAACCGGAGUUGAGCAAGAAGCAGGUCGAGAAGUUGAGUGGGUUGGAAAGGGCGGGGAGGCAGAAGAGUAAGAUUGAUGUGUGGGUGAAGAAGUCGGAUGUGGGGGUGGAGGGCAACGAAAAGGCUACGGAUGGUCUCGACUGCAAGCGAAGUCGGGAUGCAGUAGAUGAUACGGAAGAAAUGACGAAGAAAGCAAAGCAGACCCUGCUCUGCCCGAUAUGCAGCCAAGACAUCGCCGGCGACGAGAUCAACGAGCAUCUGGAUAUGGAAAGGACUGCAAACCUAUUUCGAUACGACCUGACCAUCAAGCUCUACAUCGGAGCAGAUACCGAAAGCCCCCCCUACGUGGUCCGCAAAAGCGAGCUGGUCGAUGCUUCUUCCUACUUCCGCACUGCCUUGGCCCCAAUCCACUAUGACUCUGAAGACCCGCCAGUAAUCUUCACCUCCCCUGAAGGAGAUAAGCUCGGAUGGCAGAUCUUCUUCGCCUGGCUCAGCAGUCAUCGCAUCCCUUUCAUCGAUUCAACCAGCGACGAAGCCAAGAAGUACUAUCGUGCACUCUUACAUGCCUACCAGGUUAGCAAGGAUCUCGAAGCCGACGGCUUCCGCGACGAGAUCAUCCGCGCCUUCUCCGUGAGCUCGGUGGAAUGCGACGUCCCCACUGUGGUUGCAGAGGAGAUCUUGAAGGUCACUCCACCUGGCGACACUCUGCGUCAGCUAGUGGUCCAUCGCCUCGCUGUCGCCUGUGUGAGGGACGGUGGCUGGAAAUGUUACGCAUGGAUGGGAGCGUAUGAAGAUGCGUUUGUGCAGUUGUUGGAGGAAACCCGGGCACUUUCAAGCAACUACGAUGACGCGCCGCCUCCAAACUGUACUCUGCAUGACCUGGACCCGACCAACCGCGACGAUACGCCUUUUUCGAGCUGGGCUCUGGAAGACCUGGACCUGACCAAGCGCGAUGCCACGCCGGCUUCGGUGUGUUCUCUGGAUGACCUAGACCCUGCGUUCUUGCUCGAUCUUCAGUGAACCUGCGAAUUCGACCAGGAGCGAGCAAGUUAGACAAGAGUCUCACGAAGGCAUUUAGAGGGGACAACUCAGAUCAUCAGCGAUACAUUUCUAUUUGAAGGCAGUGAAGUACCGCCACA
Neohortaea acidophila is the source of this 1808-nucleotide messenger RNA. Its product is annotated as SprT-like family-domain-containing protein. Gene Ontology annotation, molecular function: polyubiquitin modification-dependent protein binding; single-stranded DNA binding; metalloendopeptidase activity. The record is from RefSeq and is a predicted model, not a curated record. The transcript is spliced from 3 exons. Gene Ontology annotation, biological process: DNA damage response. Gene Ontology annotation, cellular component: nucleus. Bases 1 to 1689 code for a protein of 562 amino acids. NCBI's taxonomy places the organism in Eukaryota, Fungi, Ascomycota, Dothideomycetes, Mycosphaerellales, Teratosphaeriaceae.